Molecule: messenger RNA, 4633 nt
Organism: Carcharodon carcharias (great white shark)
Lineage: Eukaryota; Metazoa; Chordata; Chondrichthyes; Lamniformes; Lamnidae
Product: inactive phospholipase C-like protein 2
Exons: 6
Coding region: 4-3273 (1089 amino acids)
Biological process (GO): lipid metabolic process; intracellular signal transduction
Molecular function (GO): phosphatidylinositol-4,5-bisphosphate phospholipase C activity
Source: RefSeq, a predicted model, not a curated record
UUGAUGAUGGCGGAUGGACAGAGAGACGGUGCUGAACCCGGGCUGCCGGCUCCGCAGGUCCCCAGCGAGCUCGUCCCAAACUCAAGUGUGUUCUCCUGUGAAACCCAACCCAUCUCAAACGGGAAAUACCCAGACCAGGGUGACCCUUCUGUCAGCAAUGAAACUGCAGAGAGAAACCAGUCCACAACUCCCCGCAGCAGCAUCAUCAAGGAUGGGUCACGACAGAGACGGGACAGGAAGAAAACGGUCUCUUUCAGCAGUAUGCCCAACGACCGGAAAAUUAGCAGCGCCGCUGCCUGCAUUUCCUUCAUGCUGGAGGGAUGUGAGAUGAAAAAGGUUCGCUCCAACUCCAGAGUGUACAACCGUUACUUUAUCCUCGGCUCCGACAUGAGGUCCCUGAGAUGGGAGCCGUCUAAAAAAGACUCUGAAAAGGCAAAAAUUGACAUCAAAUCCAUCAAAGAAGUGAGAUUGGGAAAGAAGACACCUGUGCUUCGCAAUAAUGGGAUAUCGGACCAAUUCUCAGACGAAUGUGCUUUUUCAAUAAUAUAUGGGGAAAACUAUGAGUCAUUAGACUUGGUGGCUAGUUCUGCUGAUAUUGUGAACACUUGGGUUAUGGGACUGAGGUACCUGGUUUCAUAUGGAAAGCACACACUUCACAUGAUAGAGUCAAAUCAAAACAGCUUACGCUCUUCAUGGCUGGAAUCUGUAUUUCAUGCUGCAGAUGUUGCAAAAGAGGGUCACAUUCCACUGGCUGAGGCUGUCCAACUAAUUAAGGGCCUAAGCCCUGGAAUGAGGACCACAAAAGCUGAACUUAAAUUCAAAGAAUUACAGAAAGCAAAGGACAAACUGGGGACGGAGGUUACAUUGGAGAUCUUCACCGAGGCUUACUGUGAGCUCUGCACACGGCCAGAAGUGUUUUUUCUGCUCGUACAGUUUUCCAGCAAUAAAGAAUACCUCGACUCCAAGGACCUUAUGCUAUUCCUGGAUGCAGAACAGGGGAUGGAGGGUGUCAUGGAAGAUACAUGUUUGGAAAUCAUUCGCAAAUAUGAACCAUCACAGGAAGGCCAGGAAAAAGGAUUCCUCUCCAUAGAUGGCUUCACAAAUUAUCUCCUAUCAAUUGAUUGUCAUAUUUUUGAUCUGCAACAUGAAAAUGUGUGCCAAGAUAUGACUCAGCCUUUGUCCCAUUACUACAUUAAUGCAUCCCAUAACGCUUGUCUGUUGGAAGACCAUUUCUGGGGCUCUUCAGAUAUUAAUGGGUAUAUCCGAGCUCUGAAGAUGGGUUGCCGUAGUAUUGAACUGGUGGUUUGGGAUGGUCCCGAUAACGAGCCUUCAAUUUAUGUUGGUCGUUUGAUGACAACACAGGUAGCCUUUCGGUGUGUUCUUGAUGUGAUAAACAAGUAUGCCUUUGUGGCUUCUGAACAUCCACUGAUCCUUUGCUUGGUCACACAUUGUUCAGUUAAACAGCAGAAAGUGAUGGCUCAGCAUCUAAAGAAGAUUCUGGGAGAUAGACUGCAUACGGACUCUCCGGGCCCAGAGGAGAGUUAUCUCCCAUCGCCAGAACAACUCAAAGGGAAGAUUCUUCUAAAAGGUAAAAAGUUACCUGGGAAUUGUUGUGAUUCUGAAGGAGAUGUUAGUGAUGAAGAUGAAGGAAUUGAAAUGUGUCAAAGGAUGGGGGAAGAUGAUGCUGAUCAAUUGAACACAGUCACUGAGAAAAAACUGAGGCUUUCCAAAGAGCUGUCUGAUCUAGUGAGCGUCUGCAAAUCGGUGCAGUUUAAGGACUUCGAAGUUUCCAAAAGAAAGCAGAAAUAUUGGGAAAUCUGUUCAUUUAAUGAGGUAGUGGCAAGCAGAUAUGCCAAUGAAUAUCCAGAGGACUUUGUAAUUUAUAAUAAGAAGUUCUUGUCCAGGGUCUACCCAAGCCCCAUGAGAAUCGAUGCCAGUAAUAUGAACCCUCAGGACUUUUGGAAAUGUGGCUGUCAAAUUGUAGCCAUGAACUAUCAGACUCCUGGGCUAAUGAUGGAUCUCAAUAUUGGCUGGUUUCGUCAGAAUGGAAACUGUGGGUAUGUUCUUCGCCCUGCUAUCAUGAGAGAAGAGGUGUCCUACUUCAGUGCUAACGCCAAGGACUCACUACCUGGGGUGUCAGCCCAGCUGCUUCACAUCAAAAUCAUCAGUGGUCAAAAUCUACCGAAACCCAAAGGUUCUGCAGCCAAGGGUGAUGUUGUGGAGCCAUAUGUCUAUGUAGAGAUUCAUGGCAUACCAGCUGACUGUACAGAACAAAGGACUAAGACAGUGACGCAAAAUGAGGACAACCCCAUCUUUGAUGAAAGCUUUGAGUUUCAAAUUAAUUUACCUGAGCUUGCAUUGUUACGGUUUGUAGUUUUAGACGACGACUACAUCGGAGAUGAAUUCAUUGCACAGUACACUAUUCCCUUUGAAUGCCUGCAGGCAGGAUACAGGCACGUGCCCCUCCAGUCUUUGACAGGAGAAUUUCUGCCCCAUAGCACAUUAUUCAUACACGUGGCCAUCACCAACCGACGAGGUGGAGGGAAAUCCCAGAAAAGGGGGAUUUCUGUUCGCAAAGGGAAGAAAGCCAGAGAGUACACUUCAACCAAAACUAUAGGGAUCAAAGUUAUAGACGAAGUUUUUAGGGCAGCCACUCAACCUUUGCGUGAAGCAACGGAUUUACGAGAAAAUGUACAGAAUGCCAUGGUCUCGUUUAAAGAGUUGUGCGGUCUGACCCCUGCGGCAAACAUGAAGCAGUGCAUUCUGACGUUGUCGUCAUGGUUACUGAACAGCGACAACACAGUGUUGGUGACAUUGAACCUCAGCGAGCAAUAUCCUUCCAUGGAGGCGCAGGGUCCAGUUCCAGAUCUGCUCAGGAAGGUUCUUGCGGCCUAUGAUACAAUGAUUCAGACCAGCAAGAUGCUGAUUGAAUCUGCUGAUGCUGUCUACGUGAAGAUAAUACAGGCUCAGAAGGCUGGGUUGGAUUUCCAUGAAGAUUUGCAUGGAAUUGGAUCAAAAGAAGGCUUGAAAGGACGUAAACUUCAAAAGGCAUUUGAGAGCUUUGCAUGGAAUAUCACUGUACUAAAAGGUCAAGCAGAUCUCCUGAAGCAUGCAAAGAACGAGGCAUUGGAUAACCUGAGGCAGAUCCACUACGCAGCACAGUCUUGUGGCAUCAGUAAGAAUGGCUCAACAUCUCCAGACCUAUUCAGAACACGGGGGACUCUGGACAGCAUUCCUGAAAGUGAAAACACAAGUGACAAUGUGUCUUGCUGACCCCAGCAGGCACAGAAAUGACAGGCAAUUGUACAAAAUACACACACACAUUCACAUUCUCGCUUGAUCUCCCUCAGCCACUGACAGGUGAUUUUGUUUGAUAUGAGUUGGAUUUGACAGUUGUUGUUCAUAGCAUUUCAUUUUAAAAACAAGGUCAUGUACUUUGCAAUGGUGCUGCUUUUACUGAGUCACCAUUAGUAUGUCAGAGCAGUGCUACUCUCUCAGAUAUUCAAUGAGGGCCAAUUCAAGUCAAUAUGUGGCUUCAGAGUUGCUCUCAGCCUAGCUGUAAAGGUGGGAUCUGAAUAUAAGCCUGUAGUUCCUUCCACAGUGGGCUCUUAAUCUUGAUUAUGCCACUAUAGAUACUUGCCAUGUGGAAAUUAGCUAUUUCUCUAUAAGAACAGAGAGGAAACAAAAUCCUGUAGAAUCAAUAAAUAUCAAUGUUAAAUAGUUGUAUUUUAGCAAAACCCUUUUGCUUGCUGUAUGGAAGCUGGGAUAUCAUCCAUGAUGGGAGGCCUAGAGACAGAUGGAGCAGCAAGUCUGCUGGAGGUCAAGGAUCCUAUUAUAUUUUGGAUAUUUUUCAGGCAUAUUUCAUCAAGCAGGUGGGCAGGAAUGAUUUAGAAAUCUCAAAAAAAAACUGCUGUAACAUUUUCUGCCUAUUGACUAUGAAUAGGUAGAAAUCUAGCCCAAGCAUUGAUGCUGAAGUGUGUCUGAAAGCUUUAUUGUAGGCCAAACAUUUGUACAAAAUUCCUCCAAUAUUUAUGUCACUUCCAAUCUGAGAUUGGAACUCGAGCUACUUUUUCAUCACCAGCGAUGCAAAACAAUCAUUAUUUCAGUGAAGAUGAACAAUGCGUAUUUUCAUUGUAAAACAGUCACUGUACUGCCAUUUCAACCUCACUUCAAAGGGACUUGUCAGAUCCAAAUCACUGUCUCAAUUCCAGUUCUUGUGACUAGACAGUUACAACAAAAUCUCAUUACCACCCACCCAGUAAAGUGCGUCUAUGAAAUAAAGCCAUGCAAAAUAAUAUUUAUGUUUCUCAUUCUGAAUUUUGACAUAAAUGUUUUCUGAAAACUUGUUUGCCUCUUUAUCUUCAGUUACUGAUCAGGGAUGGAUGAAAGUAAUUUACCACCUAGAACAGGGGCCUCUUUGUUGCAUUAAUAAUCAUGACCUUUAAAACUGAUGAACUACAAUACUGGUAGGAGUCUCUGGACUUGCAGUAGCGUUUGCCCAUCCUCCCCAUGUAUAAAGAAGACGGGCAGAAGAAUUUUAUUUUAGUAUUGUUUUUGUUGAGUUCCUCAGUGAUGUCAUUAUGCUGCUAUUAAAGACAAGGCAUUAUAAAUAAACUAACUGUUCUUCCAGCUA